This is a messenger RNA of Diorhabda carinulata, 1780 nucleotides long. RefSeq lists its product as uncharacterized. The transcript is spliced from 3 exons. Bases 375 to 1739 code for a protein of 454 amino acids. Lineage: Eukaryota; Metazoa; Arthropoda; Insecta; Coleoptera; Chrysomelidae. The record is from RefSeq and is a predicted model, not a curated record.
ACUAUCCCUAUGGAAACGGCGUCCAAACUACUAACGUCGUCGCCGUACGCUCAUCAAAUAAGUUGACGAUCACCGGCUACGAAAAAAAAAACAUAAGCGCGUAUUCAAUGACACAUUAGUAGAAAAUUGUGGUGCUUGCUAGAAACGUCGUGUGCGUUUAUCUGUGAUUGCGCAUCUAAUUCGUAUUGUAAUUGUUAUUAUUCUAAAUGAAUUGUGUCUUAUCUUUUUAAUUCAAUAUAACUGAUUAUAGCAUUAUAAUGCAGUUUAUUCUUUAGUGAAUAUGAGAAAGGAAAAAGCUGUUAAGAUAUAUAGUUUUUCUCCGGAACAAACGGCAUUAUCCAGAAAACAGUAUGUAGCUGAAAUGGAAAGUGACAAUGACAAUUUUUAAACAUUUUCAUCUUCUCAGUUUCUUGUCAAUCACACUGUACAGUCCGACAUAUUCGCAAAACGUACCCGAUGAUAGAAAAUAUGGCUGCACAUGGCAUGGCGGUUCCGUAGCAAAAUUAUCUUGCAAUUGUGAGCCUUGGGCUGAGAUGAUCCUAAAACCCAACUCUAUCGACUCCUAUUCUACUUCGGAAAUCCUCAUAAACGGCUGUAAAUCGAUCAGAAUAGAAGCGAACGCCAUAUCGCAAAUGAGAAACCUGAGAACUUUGGCUCUUAGUAACGUAGGAUCUAUAGAUUUUUCUAGCGACAGUAUCAAUUGGUAUGGAUACAAAGACUACAGCGGACGAUUAGAAGAAGAAAGAUUCGACAUAUCAGUCCCAUCUUUGAAAAUACACGUUUACGCAAGCAACAUAUCCCGAAUAUCUAGUCACGCUUUUGCUGGACGUAUCAGCGAGAUCACUUUAGAAGAUUUGAAUAUAGUAAAUUUAGAACCGUUGGCUUUCGUUAAUUUGUUACAAACCGAAAAAAUAUCACUAAGAAAUACGGUUUUGAUGAAUGUGGGAGUACAAGCUUUUAAGAAAUUUUCUACGGAACAUUUCGAACUAAUCAGUGUCACAGCUGAUUUGUUACCCAGCAGGGCUAUUUCUAAUAUCACCGUUUACCAAAACGUUACCAUCCACAAUUGUGUAUUCAAUACAAUCCGUUCCGGAGGAUUCACAAUUUACAAUCCGAAAGUAUUACAAGUUACGAACAAUAAAGUGCAACAUUUAAGCGGUGAAGCUUUCAAAGUAAUUUCGAGAGGUUUCGUCCUGUUUCGAGAUAACGAUUUUGGAUUGGUCGAUGACGGUGCUUUUCUUGGUGUAAAAAUAAGAAAAGAUACUCAUCCCGGCGAUCCGACUUUUAUAUUCGAUUCCAACAGAUUAUCAAAUUUGAGUAGUUCUGCUUUGCAAACAUUCGAACCAGGCGUUCAAUUUAAAAAUAUUUAUCUCGGUGAAACCUGUGAUUGUUUAGGUGUCGAAGAAAAAAUUAAAGAGAGUGAGUAUUACGCGGAACUUCAAUGUCUGAACGACGGUCAAUAUACGACGGUGGAAUAUUUCAAAGUCCACAUGUGCUCGGUUGUCAGCAACUAUUUUGUUAUGAUAAUUAUCGUUUCCGUUAUCGGUUGUUUGCUUAUAGUCAUCGUUUCUGGCUUGUUACUGUAUUACAAGUUCGUUUACAGGACUAGGAAAUACGGAAAUAAGAAUAGUUCCAAAAAAGGACCUUUAAGUCUCAUCGUACCAGAUGGUAGAACGUAUAGAGAAACAGAAUUGCACGUUAUUGUUGAAAGAACUGAUCUCCUUACAACUGAUUUGUAAAUAUUCGUUUUUAUAUUUAUUUAUUAAAAUAUUAUCAACUA